AUGGCCGUCGCCGACGCGGUGCUGCCCUCGCCGCCGCCGCCGCGGAUCGUCGUCGCGGUGCUGGCGCUCGUGCGCUUCGUCCUCGACCCGCUGCCGGCGCUCGGGCGCGCCCUCCCCGUCGUGGCGGGGGUUCUCCGCUACCUUUGCUUCACCGUUGCGUGGAUUCUCUCCGCGGCCGAGGCUGCCAAGGUGGUGGCGCACCGCGCCUGGGGCGAGGGCUCCGCCUCCUUCCUCUUCCUCAAGACGCUCACGGACUGGGCUUUCCUGGUCUUGGCCUGCAGCUCCCUUGUCUCCCUCGCGCUUGCCGCGCUGCUCUUGUGCGUCCUCUGCGUGGCGUACACGAUGGCAGUUCUCUCUGGAUCCGGGUCAGAAUUCAAGAAGGUAUCAUGCAAAUUAACUCAAUCUAGUAACAUGUAUUCUGGCCGAAUUACAACACUAGUAGAUCAGAUGAGUAGCAGUAGUACUAGUGUUCCAUUUGAGUUCAUCACUUCAUCUGCAUGA
Triticum dicoccoides is the source of this 501-nucleotide messenger RNA. RefSeq lists its product as uncharacterized. The record is from RefSeq and is a predicted model, not a curated record. The coding region runs from base 1 to 501 and encodes 166 amino acids. The transcript has a single exon. NCBI's taxonomy places the organism in Eukaryota, Viridiplantae, Streptophyta, Magnoliopsida, Poales, Poaceae.